CAUUAUCAUCUCUUGCAUCUCAAACACAUUGCAUCUUCUCCUCCUGGUUGAUUGGUUCAAACAUACAGCACAAACUAGUACCAUGCCGUUCUCUACCGGCUCGGAUAGCUCGACGCCUACCGCACCGUCGCCCGAACCUCUGCUAUUCAACUCGUCGGACGACAGCGUCCCCUGGGUCAUCCAAAAGUAUGGAGGUACUUCGGUGGGCAAGAGCUUGGCAAGCAUCGGAGCCAUCGUCGAGUCUUACAUCCCCAACAGCAAGGUCGCUGUCGUCUGUUCAGCCAGGUCGGGAACGACCAAGGCUCUUGGGACCACCAAUCUCUUGCUACAAGCCUCAAGAGAGGCUCUGACUCCCGCUCCGAACGUUGGUGCCAUCAGUGGUAGCAACACCGAGCCGGCGUCAGGCAGUGCCACACCGUUCUACCCUAAAAGGGUUGGCUCGGGUUUCUUCAACAACGGAUCUGGUCCCAGCAUGACGCCUGCUGACGGACCCAUGGGGAUGAGCUCCAGCAUAUCGUCUUUGAAGGACAUGAAGCUUUCGAGAUCGUCCUCGCCGUCCCCCUUCCAACCCUCGGUCUCUUCGCCGUCUUCUUCCGGGUUUCUCCCCGUCUCGACCCCCGGGAUCAACGGAUACUCGAACACCAACGGAUCGUCCAACAGCGACCUGCCCGCUUUCCACCAGACUGUGGAUCAACUGAAGCGGGAUCACCUCGAAGCUGCACGGAAUGCCGUCAAGGACCCCUCGCUGUUGCAAGAACUCAACGAGGAGAUCGAGAGAGACCUCGACCGGUUGAGAUCUUUCUUGAGCGCCGCACAGAUCAUCGACGAGAUCUCUCCCAGGAGCCAAGACAGCAUCGUUGGGAUCGGAGAGCGACUCGCAUGCAAGAUCGUGGCCGCGUCAUUACGAGAUCGAGGUAUCGACUCGGAACUCGUCUCGCUGGAAAACAUCGUCGAUAGCGCCAUCGCAUCGGGCGAAGAAUCGGCUCAAGCCUCGGCUUCCCACGACCAAGGUGUCGGUCAGCUUGACCAGUCGUUCUACGAUCGUCUGUCGGCUAGGCUCGGCGAGCGUCUUCGAGCGUGUGGCAACCGUGUCCCUGUGAUCACUGGCUACUUUGGCGUUGUUCCCGGGUCCCUGCUCAGUCAGAUCGGACGGGGUUACACCGACCUGUGUGCCGCUCUAUGUGCCGUUGGCGUACAGGCGAGCGAGUUGCAAGUGUGGAAAGAAGUCGACGGGAUCUUUACGGCCGACCCGCGCAAGGUCCCCACGGCCAAGCUCGUACCCAUCAUCACGCCCGACGAGGCCGCCGAGCUGACCUAUUACGGGAGCGAGGUUAUCCACCCGUUCACCAUGGAACAGGUCAUCCGAGCCAAGAUUCCCAUCAGGAUCAAAAACGUCGAGAACCCUACCGGGGAAGGUACGAUCAUCUACCCUGCGCAGAGCGAAGAUAUGGAGGAAGGCGCUUCGGGUUCUUCAGCCCCGGGAGUGGGGAACAGAGACGUCAACGAGGUCGUCAAGAUCAUCGACUCUAUCAAGAUGCCUACGGCGGUCACCAUCAAGGACGAGAUCAUCGUCAUUAACAUCCAUUCGAACAGGAAGACGAUCAGUCAUGGGUUCUUGGCUCGAAUCUUCGGCACUCUUGAUAAGACUGGGGUUGUGGUGGAUCUGAUCAGCACGAGCGAGGUUCACGUCUCAAUGGCUCUGCAGGACUUUAUCAAAAAGGAGAGGCUCGACCGCCUGGUCCGCGACCUCGAAAAGAUCGGACACAUCACCGUCUCCAAGGACAUGGCCAUCUUGUCGCUUGUCGGUCGACAGAUGCGACACAUGGUCGGUAUCGCUGGAAAGAUGUUUUCGACCCUGGCGGACGGCAACGUCAACAUCGAAAUGAUCUCUCAGGGCGCGAGCGAGAUCAACAUCAGUUGUGUUAUCAACGGCAAGGAUGGCGUCAAAGCCCUUAACCUGAUUCAUCAAGCCUGUUUAACAGUGCCAGUCGCUGCAGGCAAUGGUGGUAAGUGUGUGAUUUGA
Filobasidium floriforme is the source of this 2023-nucleotide messenger RNA. Its product is annotated as putative aspartate kinase. The record is from RefSeq and is a predicted model, not a curated record. Lineage: Eukaryota; Fungi; Basidiomycota; Tremellomycetes; Filobasidiales; Filobasidiaceae. Gene Ontology annotation, molecular function: aspartate kinase activity. The transcript is spliced from 7 exons. Gene Ontology annotation, biological process: amino acid biosynthetic process. Bases 83 to 2023 code for a protein of 646 amino acids.